Rana temporaria (common frog) is the source of this 237-nucleotide messenger RNA. It is a transcript of the gene BORCS6, whose product is annotated as BLOC-1 related complex subunit 6. The record is from RefSeq and is a predicted model, not a curated record. Gene Ontology annotation, cellular component: BORC complex. NCBI's taxonomy places the organism in Eukaryota, Metazoa, Chordata, Amphibia, Anura, Ranidae. Gene Ontology annotation, biological process: lysosome localization.
AUGACGGCGCUCAGCGUCGGAUACAUCCAGACCUAUCGGGAUUCGGUGGACAGUCUGGGGGAGUCGGUAGACAUGAGUAUAAAGGGGAUGUACACGCUGAUGGCGCGCUGCGAAGAACUGGACCGCUCCAUGCAACCCAUCCACAUGCUGGCCAAACAGAUCCGGGAAAUCAAACGCACGCUGGAAAUGUUCGAGACGUUAUGUAAAUAAUUUCCUAAUAAAGACUUUGUAAAUAAA